AUGACUGUUUUCUUGAUAACAGGAGCUAGCUCAGGCUUAGGCCUUGCCUUGAGUCUUGCGGCUCUGCACCGUGGUCACCGGGUCAUAGGAACAACUCGUGAUUCAGUUAAAGCCCGUACAACCAACCCUGAUUUCGAAGGUUUAGGAGGUGUCUGGCUUUCAAUGGACGUUUCCAGCCCUUCUUGUGAAAGCUGUGUGCGCCAUAUCGCUGAGAAAGAGAACGUUGAUGUUCUUAUCAACUCAGCUGGGUAUGCGCUUCUGGGCCCAGUGGAGCAGAUUAGUGACACGGAAGCCCACGCACAGAUGGAAACAAAUUUUCAUGGGACGUUGCGGACCGUUCGAGGCGUUCUUCCAACAUUCCGCUCUCGCAGAUCUGGCACAAUUGUCAAUAUUACCAGCGGUGCAGGUUUCAUUGGCCUUGCGAGUCGAGGUCUGUAUUGCAGUAGUAAGUUUGCCGUUGAAGGUCUUUCAGAGGCACUUGCGAACGAGCUCGCCCCAUAUUCCAUACGCAUAAUCAUCGCCGAGCCAGGUGCAUACAGAACUAAAUUUCUGGAUACCUUGACAUUUCCUGAAGCUGGUAUUGGGGAAUACUCAGAAACACCGGCUGGAAAGAUGAUUGAAAUGACAAAGGAUAUGAAAAAUCGCAAACUGGGAAACGUCGACAAAGCUGCAAAUGUGCUUCUUGAUGUGAUCAUCGGCUCUGGCUUGGCGGCUGAUGAAACGAUCAAGAAGUGUUUGAGAGUACCUCUGGGACAAGACUGCUGGCCUUUGGCGAAAAAGAAGGCAGAGGCGUGGGUGAAAGAGUUGGAUACAAUAGAGGACAUAUCAAUGAGUGUUGGAGUUGAAGAUUAA
Messenger RNA from Trichoderma virens Gv29-8, 852 nucleotides. RefSeq lists its product as uncharacterized. Gene Ontology annotation, molecular function: oxidoreductase activity. The transcript has 2 exons. The record is from RefSeq and is a predicted model, not a curated record. The coding region runs from base 1 to 852 and encodes 283 amino acids. NCBI's taxonomy places the organism in Eukaryota, Fungi, Ascomycota, Sordariomycetes, Hypocreales, Hypocreaceae.